Molecule: messenger RNA, 783 nt
Organism: Rhagoletis pomonella (apple maggot)
Lineage: Eukaryota; Metazoa; Arthropoda; Insecta; Diptera; Tephritidae
Exons: 2
Coding region: 191-775 (194 amino acids)
Source: RefSeq, a predicted model, not a curated record
AGAAAAAGCGAACCCAAAAAGUAAUUGAGCCACUUCUACGAAAAAGGAAUUUGGUCACAUCAAGCUGCACAUAACAGCGAUCCUGCUACAGCCACAGCCACACUAAUUCGUGCCACGAACCAGAAAAACACUGAUAACAUCAUCGUCCAACAAGCAGUUUCACCAGCUACUAGGAAACUAAGAGGAAACGAUGUCUCAAUUUGCCGCAAUGAGGAAAAGGGCCGAACAGCGCGCCCAUCGCUAUCCGCAACCAUGUCGCCUAUGCGACGCAAAUCAUCCGAUCAGGCUUUGCCUUUUGUAUCGUGCGAAGUCGCCAGAGGAAAGAUUGCGUGAGGCCUUACUAGGACGCUACUGCGCUAAUUGCCUCGCGAUGAAUCACGAAUUAAAAGACUGCGUGAGCGAAGGCAGAUGUAAACGAUGUGGCGAAAAGCACCACUCGACACUACAUUUCGAGGAUGAACCUAGCACAUCGAAAAAGUCAUGGGCCCAACAGGUGGAGGAGGAAGAAGAAAAUUCCGAUGGUGCAAUCUCGCUACUUGCGUCCGAUUCUGGAACGGAAACGCGGCCUUUCCGUCCAGAUACCGAAGAAGGUGCACUUUCAGGCGAUGUAGCGGAGACUCGGCCUCUCCGCGCAUUCGCAGAAAGGGGAUCGGAAACUAGGCCUUUUCGACCCCUAUUGCAGCACGAGCGGAACCGGUUACGUAGAGCGGAAACCAGGCCUUUCCGCCUGCGUAAUCCCAGACGCAAGUCCUCGACGCACACAAAAGGAAGGUAGACUGGCGA